GACGACACCUGGCCAGGUGGGGCAGACAGUUGCUACUGUCGUGUGUGGUCUGAUGAACACAACCAGCAGCAUGACGGACACUCAGAUGGGCGGCGGCAGCGGCGGUCGGUGUCCACGUCCCGACACGGGUCCUGUUCUUCUCUCUCUCCCCGGACUCCGACGGGAUCCUUCGGUCUGGAGGCGUCUUAUCUCCGGUGAGCGCGCUCGCAUCAGAUGAAGCCUGCUGACAGCGCCAUGGCAGCAAAGACCUCAGAAGGAUCCAUCAAAUGGCAGCUCUGCUACGACAUCUCGGCCAGGACCUGGUGGAUGGAUGAGUUCCAUCCUUUCAUCGAGGCCCUGCUGCCCCACGUGCGGGCCUUCGCCUACACGUGGUUCAACCUGCAGGCGCGCAAGAGGAAGUACUUCAAGAAGCACGAGAAGCGCAUGUCCAAGGAGGAGGAGCGCGCCGUGAAGGACGAGCUGCUGGGCGAGAAGCCCGAGGUCAAGCAGAAGUGGGCGUCCCGCCUGCUGGCCAAGCUGCGCAAGGACAUCCGGCCCGAGUUCCGGGAGGACUUUGUGCUGACGGUGACGGGCAAGAAGGCGCCGUGCUGCGUGCUGUCCAACCCCGACCAGAAGGGCAAGAUGAGGCGCAUCGACUGCCUGCGCCAGGCGGACAAGGUGUGGAGGCUCGACCUGGUCAUGGUGAUUUUAUUCAAGGGGAUUCCGCUGGAGAGCACGGACGGCGAGCGUCUGGUCAAGUCGCCGCAGUGCUCCAACCCCAGCCUGUGUGUGCAGCCGCACCACAUCGGAGUGUCCGUGAAGGAGCUGGACCUCUACCUGGCCUACUUCGUCCACACAGAGGCCGGCCAAUCAGAAAGCCCCAACCAGGCCGGCGAAUCAGACAUCAAGGAGCAGCCAGAGAACGGUCACCUGGGCUUUCAGGACAGUUUCGUCACACCUGGGGUCUUUACAGUGGCCGAGCUGGUACGAGUGUCACAGACUCCCAUCGCAGCCGGCACUGGUCCAAACUUCUCAUUGGCCGACCUGGACAGCUCCUCCUACUACAGCAUGAGUCCAGGAGCCAUGAGGAGACCCCUGCCCAGCACCUCCUCCUCCAGCUCUGCCAAGAGGAUAAAGUGUAUGGAGGAGGACGUGGACAGUCCAGGAGAGGAGUCCUACUACCCGGGUCAGGGUCGGUCCCCGGGCAGCGGCAGCCAAGCCAGCAGCUGGCACGACGUGGAGCCAGCUGGAUAUAAGCUGCGUGGCUCUCUAGCUAGCUCGUUCAUCUCCCGACAAGGGAUGCCGUCGCCCGCCGGCGCUCUGAAGAAGUCAGAGAGGUCUGGUUUCUGCGGCGCCGUGUCUCCACCGAGCGGCUCUGCCUCCUCCUCUUCUUCUUCCUCCUCCUCUUCCCCCCGAACGGCUUUCACACAUCAUCACCGGCCCGUCAUUACCGGGCCUCGAGCGAGCCCCCACGCCCCCCCCUCCAGCCUCCACUUCUCCUCCUCCCCCAUCCUGCAGCAGCCCGGCUCCUACUUCUCCCACCCGGCCAUCAGGUAUCACCCGCAGGAGACGCUCAAGGAGUUCGUCCAACUGGUCUGUCCUGACUCCGCCCAGCAGGCCGGACAGGUGGGCUUCCUCAACCCUAAUGGUAGCUCCCAGGGGAAGGUCCACAACCCCUUCCUGCCCACCCCCAUGCUGCCCCCCCCUCCGCCGCCCCCGAUGGCCCGGCCCGUCCCGCUGCCCGUCGACGCCAAGCCGCCCUCCACCUCCUCCGAGGGGGGGGGCAACUCGCCCACCUCGCCCACCUACUCCACCCCCACUACAUCCCCAGCCCAGCGGUUCGUCAGUGUCGGACCCAGAGACCCCGGCUUUAAUAUCCCUCAGCAGCCACAGUGGUACCUGGGAUAAGGACUCCAGAGGCCCCUCCCCCUCCUCCUCCGCCUUCCGUCUGUCGACGCCAGCUGCAACAGAGAGCCUGCUGUCUUGCCCCGCCCCCCACAGCGACCUCAUCCCUCCUCUGCGCCUGACUCCGCCCCCACCAGCGCCAUAUAGAGACUCAGCAGCAUCUGCAUGGCUACAGCGGAUCAAGCGCACCCCCCACCCUGGUGUUAAACACCCCCCUCACUAAACUGUAUGUCAGAGACGUUCCUGUAGACAUAUGGUUCAUAUUUCCAUGUCCAUAUAUAGUACCAGACCCCCCCCCCCCCCAGAAACCAGACCAGGCUGUGAAUGAGCCUUCAACUGAAUCACAGAGCUUCCCGACUCACUCUCCCAUCACCCACAGCCAGCCCCCCCCCCCCCCCCCCCCCCCCCCCCCCCGCCAUCCCAUUGGAGUCCAGUGGUUGGGCGUCGGUCUGGUUGUUGGGAUGGGACGGGAUGAGCUUUGGCUGUGGGGGCGGGAAGUUGUAACCUGGGUGAGAUACCUCCAGCUAAUACCCCCCCCACCUGAGCCCCACCCCCACCGCACCUCCUGUGAUAGACUUCACUUCUGACCUGACCCCGCCCCCUGGCUGGUGCUAGGUCGGGGGGGGGACGUCGACAAGGCUCUUUCAAUGGAUAUGGACCAGUGCUUAAUGGAAAGACCUGAGCUAACGCAGCGCAGACAGAUGCCCCGCCCCUUUCACAGUCAUCACAUGACCUACACGUGGGGGGGGGGCUGUUGGGGGUUGGUUGAAGUGAAGUGUUGCGACCAGACGCUGGUUUAUCUGAGAGGCUUUGGCUUCAUGGCUCAUCGGUUCUUCUCAUUUCAGCCCCCCCCAUCCCCCCCCCCCCCCAUCCACCCGUGUGGUGACGCUGCAGCAGGUUGCGGAUGAGCAGAAGCUCUGGUGUCCGAGACGCCGCAGGCAGAACUGUACCAGUGGAAUAUUGAUCAUGAGGAAAGUGCAAUUUUGUUGGCUAGCUGUUGGAUAGUUAAAUAUCUUUGUAAGAUAGCUCGUUGUUGGAAAGUAUAUAUAUAACUAUAUAUUUUUCUUCCUAGUCCGCUCACACCUCUGGGACUCUAAACUAUCGGGGUACAAAAGACGUCAACAACACAGCGUUGAAGUAGAAACUGGAGGGGAGCUGUAUUCACUUUUAUUCUUUUAUGAUUUGUUGUUUGUUCGUCUGAAGCCGUUCACAUCGUGGAACAAGAUUCCCUUUAAAAAUAUCACAAGUUUAAACAAUCAUUUUUUAAAACCCUUUCUUCCUAAGUUUCAUUUUGUUUAAAAGAAGAAAAAAAAACGCUAAGCGAUUAACUUAUUUUAAUGAGCACAUUAUUUUACUUUUUCUAAAAAAGACAUUUGAAUUUCUCACGAGGCGAAAUGAGGAGAAACUAUGACGAGUGAAUCGAAGCGUUAACGUAAUCGUGUUUUCUCCGGCGAGAUAAUCUUAAACGGGCGUCGCCUGUGAAGAGGCCGCCCAGUGAUUGGCUGGGUCUCCUAGAGCUCCCCGUCCAAUCAGAAGCACUUAUUCCUACAGUCGGCCAAUGGGCCUACGAGCGUGUAACUAGGGGGUGUGGUUUAGCGAUGAAGAGGCGGAGCAGAGGGUAACUCUCUGGAAGCUUUCGUCCACAACGAGGCGUCCGAGCGCUUCACAUGCAACUUUACCAUUUUAUCCAACUUCAGUUUUGUUUAUCCUUUUCCUAUACUAUAUAUAUAAAUAUAUAUAUACACACACGCGCACACACACAAACACCUACGACCAUCCAGCGUCGAACAAAAAGUGAAUUUAUGUGAAAAAGUUACAAACAAAAAAAAAAAGGACAAAAAAAAUAUCUGCAUGUUUUAGUGUUAGUGACAAAUUUUUCCAUAGAUGAAGUAGUUAUUGA
Messenger RNA from Scophthalmus maximus (turbot), 3784 nucleotides. It is a transcript of the gene nfia, whose product is annotated as nuclear factor I/A. Bases 214 to 1887 code for a protein of 557 amino acids. Gene Ontology annotation, molecular function: RNA polymerase II cis-regulatory region sequence-specific DNA binding; DNA-binding transcription factor activity, RNA polymerase II-specific. Lineage: Eukaryota; Metazoa; Chordata; Actinopteri; Pleuronectiformes; Scophthalmidae. The transcript has 14 exons. Gene Ontology annotation, cellular component: nucleus. The record is from RefSeq and is a predicted model, not a curated record. Gene Ontology annotation, biological process: regulation of transcription by RNA polymerase II.